AUGGCGGACCACACCACCCUCACCUCCCCGUUACUCCCCUCCGACCACCUAAUCCUCACCGUCGACUCCGAUUCCAGCUCCGCCUCAUCCACAACCAACGCCUCUCCAAUCUCCAGCCCCUUCACCACCCUAGGUUUCACCACGGGGGAGUUGACUGUCCCGCCGGGGAUCACGGUGGACCCGUUCCAGAACUGUAAAGCAGGGAUUAACGGGUAUGUUGCUACUAAGCUAGCACUUUAUCGUUGGAGAGAUAAAGAGAAUCCUAUGCCUAGGUGGAGGAGUCGGAUUAUGUGGGUCACGAGAAUUGCAGCUAGGUUCAUUCUGUUUUCUUUCGGCUAUCAUUGGAUAAAACGGAAAGGAAAACCUGCCCCAAGGGAAGUCGCUCCAAUAAUUGUAUCUAAUCAUGUAUCUUAUAUUGAGCCUAUCUUCUAUUUCUAUGAAUUAUUUGCCACCAUCGUGGCAUCUGAGUCUCAUGACUCCAUACCUUUUGUUGGCACAAUCAUUAGAGCAAUGCAGGUCAUAUAUGUUAACAGGUUCUCACCAUCAUCAAGGAAGCAGGCUGUAAGAGAAAUAAAGAGAAGGGCUUCUUGCGAUAGAUUUCCUCGAGUACUUUUAUUUCCCGAGGGAACGACUACUAACGGCCGGAACCUCAUUUCCUUCCAACUCGGUGCAUUUAUCCCUGGGUACCCUAUCCAGCCUAUAAUUGUGCGCUAUCCUCAUGUGCACUUUGAUCAAUCUUGGGGUAAUGUUUCUUUGGGACAACUUAUGUUCAGGAUGUUCACUCAAUUCCACAAUUUCUUUGAGGUAGAAUAUCUUCCUGUCAUUUCACCCCUAGAUGACAAGGAAACCGCUGUGCAUUUUCGUAAAAGGACUAGCCAUGCUAUUUCAACUGCAUUGAAUACUGUCCAAACUGGACAUUCUUAUGGAGAUAUAAUGCUUCAUAUGAGAGCACAAGAAGCAAAACAGGAGAACCCCUCGAGUUACAUGGUUGAAAUGGCCAAAGUGGAAUCAUUAUUUCAUAUCAGCAGCUUGGAAGCUGUGGACUUUUUGGAUAAAUUCUUGGCUAUGAAUCCCGAUCCCAGUGGCCGUGUUCAAUAUCGUGGCUUUUUGAGCGUUUUAAGACUCAGGGCCUGUCCUCUUGCUGAAAAGAUAUUUGCAUUCAUUGACGUGGAUAAGUGUGGGAAAAUUACAUUCAAACAGUUCUUGUAUGGAUCUGCACAUGUCAUGAAGCAGCCAGGGUUUUGUCAAGCCUGUGAAAUAACCUUUGCUGAGUGUGGCGGUGCAGUAAAGGGCUACAUCGUGGAAGAAGAAUUACGAGAUUCCAUCCAAUCUGCUCUCCCUAGCUGGAACGAGGACGAGGUCCAUCAUCUUUUUGUGUUAUUUGAUGAGGAUAAUGAUGAAAAAAUUUACAAGGAUGAUUUUCUUUCAUGCCUCAGAAGAAAUCCUCUUCUCAUAGCUCUUUUUACACCUCAAUCGGAGCUCAAGGAAUCAUGUGGUAAUGGAGUGCUGGAGAUUGUUUGA
This is a messenger RNA of Vicia faba (fava bean), 1521 nucleotides long. Lineage: Eukaryota; Viridiplantae; Streptophyta; Magnoliopsida; Fabales; Fabaceae. The record is from the annotation of a GenBank genome assembly.